AUGUCCAAAUGCCGUAAACAGGAUCUCAAAGAAAAGGAUGAGCCAAAGAGAGGGAUGAAUAGGUCCCACCUAUGCGACUUGUGUGGAAAAACAUUCACCGCGAACUCUCGUUUAAAAAUCCACAAAUAUAUUCACACGAACGAGAAGCCAUUCAAAUGCUCGGAUUGUCCGGAACAAUUUAUCCAAAAAAGCGAUCUCACGAGACACAUGCGCGUCCACACCGGUCAAGUUAUCGGUCAGUGCUCGGUCUGUGACAGGUCAUUCGUAAACUCGGGCAAUCUUCAAAGGCAUUUGAGAAUCCACGCAGGCGAGCGUCCUCAUGACUGUUCGAUGUGUAAAAAAAGAUUUUCCUCUUCUAGCAACUUGAAAGUACACAUGCGUAUUCACACGCAGGAAAGACCGUACAAGUGUUCGGAAUGUCAGAAGAGUUUCACCCAAUUUGGUGAUCUCACAAGGCACGCAAGAAUCCAUACGGGUGAGAAACCCUUCAAAUGUUCAGUGUGUGCAGCGUAUUUUAGAUAUAAACACCAUCUUACGACUCAUAUGCGCGUCCACACGCGUCAAGUUUAUGGUCAGUGCGCCAUCUGUCUAAGGUCAUUUAUCAACCGUACCGGCCUAAAAAGGCACAUGCUCAUUCAUACGAGUAAGCGUUCCUCUUCUCACAAAAAGCUCAAUAAAGUGGACAUUAGCUAAAAAAUUUUCUGCUAAAAGUUGUAUAUUGCAAUAGCCCAAUCAAGUGUUGCGUUUUUUUUUUGCUGUUACAAUGGGAGCUUCUACCUUACCGAUAACCUUACUUCAACAUAUUUUCACUGAUUUAAGCAAAAUAAUGACAAGAGUCAUGGAGCCGGUACAUUGAGGAAUUAUUCAAGC
Molecule: messenger RNA, 870 nt
Organism: Copidosoma floridanum
Lineage: Eukaryota; Metazoa; Arthropoda; Insecta; Hymenoptera; Encyrtidae
Product: gastrula zinc finger protein XlCGF67.1-like
Source: RefSeq, a predicted model, not a curated record